This is a messenger RNA of Pediculus humanus corporis (human body louse), 939 nucleotides long. RefSeq names its product leucine carboxyl methyltransferase, putative. The coding region runs from base 1 to 939 and encodes 312 amino acids. Gene Ontology annotation, molecular function: protein C-terminal leucine carboxyl O-methyltransferase activity. Gene Ontology annotation, biological process: C-terminal protein methylation. The transcript is spliced from 5 exons. Lineage: Eukaryota; Metazoa; Arthropoda; Insecta; Psocodea; Pediculidae. Gene Ontology annotation, cellular component: cytosol. The record is from RefSeq and is a predicted model, not a curated record.
AUGGAAAAAAUAACCGAUGAAGCUGUACAAGCGACUAACGAUGAUGCAAGUGAAUGUAAAAGAUGUGCCGUUCAAUUGGGAUAUUGGAUUGAUCCUUACAUACAGUUUUUCGUUAAAGGAACGGAUAGAAAAGCACCGGAAAUAAAUCGGGGAUAUUAUGCAAGAACGAUGGGAGUUUGGUUUUUAUUAGAAAAAUUUGUCAAGACUGCAGGUAAAAAUUGUCAGAUAGUAAAUUUAGGAGGUGGUUUCGAUACAUUAUACUGGAGGUUGAAAGAUUCCGGUUACAUGAUUGGAAAUUAUGUUGAAGUCGAUUUCCCGACUGUCACAUCUAGAAAAUGUCAUUUUAUUAAAAGGAAUAAACAACUGUUAGAAAAAAUUCACAUGGAAGACGGUGAAAUUAGAUUAAGUGCUACAGAUUUACACGCUAGCGGAUUUCACAUAAUAGGAGCCGAUUUAAGGAAUAUUCAAGAUUUAGAAUCCAAAUUAAAAGAUUCUGAUAUUAAAUUUAACAUGCCUACGUUUAUAUUAGCAGAAUGCGUUCUUGUUUACAUGGAAUUACAUUCUGGAAAAGUUUUGUUAAAAUUUUUUUCAGAAAAGUUCAAAUCUGCCAUUUUUGUUAAUUACGAACAGGUUAAUAUAGGUGAUAGGUUCGGAGAAGUUAUGCUUAAAAAUUUAAGAGCAAGAGGUUGUCCAUUAGCAGGAGCAGAUGCUUGUCAGUCGCUUAGUUCGCAAGAAACAAGGUUUUUAAAUAAUGGAUGGGAUAAAGUUAAAAGUUAUGACAUGGUUAAAGUAUAUCAUGCACUUCCAAGUCAAGAUAGGCAAAGAAUUGAACAGUUAGAACUUCUCGAUGAGCAAGAAAUUCUCAUACAAUUAUUUCAACAUUAUUGCAUGGUGAUCGCAUUAAAGGGUGAAGAUUUUGAUUGUGUCGAUUUCACCUAA